Molecule: messenger RNA, 1556 nt
Organism: Salvelinus sp. IW2-2015
Lineage: Eukaryota; Metazoa; Chordata; Actinopteri; Salmoniformes; Salmonidae
Product: protocadherin gamma-C5-like
Biological process (GO): homophilic cell-cell adhesion
Cellular component (GO): plasma membrane
Molecular function (GO): calcium ion binding
Source: RefSeq, a predicted model, not a curated record
UACAAAGAGAUCUACUCCCUCCCCCCAGCCUCAGCACCGUAACCCUUAGAAUACUCAGAGCUGGAGGAGAGAGAGGGAUGCGCUCACAUUCACGGAGAUACACUCGAAUCUAAAAACAACAUCAUUUCUGCUAUACAAAAUUAAUCGAAAAUGCUAAAUUGAAUAUACAUUCUGRAGAUGUAUUUUGGUAUGAAGCUCUUUUUUAUGGACAAUAUUUCAAUCGGAAUUGUGUUAUAACGGCUCAGGGAUGACAAAGACAAUUGGAUACCGAAACUGGAGAUGGCUGGCUCUUUGGUGGCAUCAUUUCUUUCUCUUGUGGAGUACAAUAGACGGACAGACUCGCUACACCAUCCCGGAGGAACUGAAACAGGGUUCUGUGGUAGGAAAUCUAGCCAAAGAUCUGGGUUUGGGACUCUCUGAGAUUUUUGACCGUAAGCUGCAUGUCGCCUCUGAGGCUGGUAAGCAAUAUUUCAAUGUGGAUGCGGGGAAGGGCGAGCUGGUCGUGAAUGAGAGAAUAGACAGAGAGACUUUAUGCGGACAAAGUGCCAGCUGCGUUUUACCUCUGCAGGUUGUCAUUGAAAACCCGUUACAGUUGCACCGUAUUGAGGUGGAAAUACGCGACAUAAAUGACAAUUCUCCUAAUUUCUUAACAAAAGAUCGUGUUCUGAAAAUGGCUGAAUUGACAGCUGUAGGCGCUCGUUUUCCGUUGGAAAGUGCAGAGGACCCCGACGUGGGAAGCAAUUCACUUAAAUCCUACAUUCUUAGUAAAGACGAAUGUUUCAGUGUAAAAGUUAAAGACAUUGAAGGAGGACGAAAAAUCCCAGAGCUCGUGUUAGAGAAGCCACUGGACAGAGAGAAAAAAGCUGUCCACGAGCUUUUAUUGACGGCUCUAGAUGGUGGCACUCCGGCUAGGUCUGGAACUUCACAGAUCACGGUCACUGUCCUUGAUAACAAUGACAAYAAUCCCGUAUUUCAGAAAGCUGUAUAUAAAGUACGGGUUAAUGAAAAUAGCGAAAAGGGCACUUCCUUGAUUAAGCUUGAAGCUACUGACUCAGACGAGGGUGUCAACGGGGAGAUAGAAUAUUCAUUCGGCGAGCAUACAGCAGAGUCAGUGUUAUCUGUGUUUGAUAUUGAUGCAGUAACGGGGGAAAUGUUUCUAAGAGGGGAAUUAGAUUAUGAGAGUGCGGCUUCUUAUCGUAUAGACAUUACUGCUGUAGACAAAGGMAUCCCAGAAAUGGAGGGACACUGUCGGGUACAGGUAGAAGUAACAGACGUUAAUGACAAUGCUCCCGAAAUUGUCCUCACCUCCAAACCUAGUCCAGUGCGCGAGGACGCACCAAGUGGCACGGUAGUGGCUUUGAUCAGUGCCCGUGACCUAGACUCCGGGAAUAACGGUAAAGUAACGUUACAACUUACAAAAGGCCAUCCUUUCAGUCUGAAACCGUCAUUUUCUGAUAAUUACGCACUGGUCACCAGUGGUGUUUUAGACAGAGAGAGUUUCUCAGAGUAUAAUAUUGAGAUAACAGCCCUGAUUCAGGUUCCCCUCCCCUGACUAC